Messenger RNA from Ochotona princeps (American pika), 995 nucleotides. RefSeq names its product mitochondrial ribosomal protein L4 (gene MRPL4). The transcript is spliced from 9 exons. Gene Ontology annotation, molecular function: structural constituent of ribosome. Bases 28 to 960 code for a protein of 310 amino acids. Gene Ontology annotation, biological process: translation. Gene Ontology annotation, cellular component: ribosome. The record is from RefSeq and is a predicted model, not a curated record. NCBI's taxonomy places the organism in Eukaryota, Metazoa, Chordata, Mammalia, Lagomorpha, Ochotonidae.
AGGUCCGGUCCUUGGGCUGGCGCGGCCAUGGCGCUGUCCGCGAUGCUGGCCGGGGCCCGGGCCUGGCUGCGACGCACGCCCGGCGUCCGGGGCCUGACCUCGCUGGCCGGAGCGGAGCAGCCGGCGUGGGGGACGAGCACACGUUCGCUGCAGCCCGUGCUACGCACAUGCGAGCUGCCGGUCCCCGCGCACCGGCGGCCGGUGCAGGCCUGGGUCGAGUCCCUGCGGGGCUACGAGCAGGAGCGCGUGGGGCUGGCCGACCUGCACCCUGACGUGUUCGCUCUGACGCCCAGGCUGGACAUCCUACACCAGGUGGCCGUCUGGCAGAGGAACUUCAAGAGAAUUAGCUAUGCCAAGACCAAGACUAGGGCCGAGGUGCGGGGCGGCGGCCGGAAGCCCUGGGCGCAGAAGGGCAGCGGGCGGGCCCGGCACGGCAGCAUUCGCUCCCCGAUCUGGAGAGGCGGGGGCAUUGCCCACGGCCCACGGGGCCCCACGAGUUACUAUUACAUGCUGCCUAUGAAGCUGCGGGCACUGGGCCUGCGGGCGGCCCUGAGCGUGAAGUUGGCGCAGGAUGACCUGCACAUUGUGGACUCCCUGGAGCUGCCCACCGCCGAGCCGCAGUACCUCACCGAGCUGGCCCGCUACCGCCGCUGGGGCCCCUCCGUGCUCCUCGUGGACUUGACUCAUGAAGACAUGCCCCAGAGCAUAGUGGAGGCCACGGCGGCUCUCAAGACCUUCAACCUGGUCCCAGCCGUGGGCCUCAACGUGUAUAGCAUGCUUAAACACCAGAGCCUGGUGCUCACGCUGCCCGCCGUGGCCUUCCUGGAGGACAAGCUGCUGUGGCAAGAGUCGCGCUUCACUCCUCUGUAUCCCUUCCGCCUGCCGUACAGCGACUUCCCGGGGCCCCCUCGGCUGGCCGGGCGGGCUGGCCCCGCUGACGCGAGCCCUGGCUCACUCUGACUCUGCUUUCUAAGGAAAUAAAGUUUAUUUUAUAA